AUGGAAGCUGCAGUGGUGUCGAGUGGAAGCGGUCGCGGAAUGCGAAAGCAACCUCCCGCUCCUCGUCGCUGUGGGCGAAGACUAACUCCCACCAUGUCAGUGUUCAAGCGAUUUGUAGAGGUCGGCCGAGUGGUCCUGAUCAACUAUGGCCCUGAUGCCGGAAAGCUGGCUACCAUUAUCGAUAUUGUCGAUCAGAAUAAAUGUCUCGUCGAUGGACCUGCCGAGAUUACCGGUGUCAGCCGACAGGUGAUCUCCUACACCCGCAUCGCCUUGACGGAUUUCACUGUCAAGGUCCAACGAAAUGCCAGGCAAAAAACACUGAAGAAGGCAUGGACAGAAGGCGAUGUCAUGGCCAAAUGGGAAGCUACAAGUUGGGCCAAGAAACUCUCUUCCAAGAAAAAGCGUGCCAACCUGAACGACUUUGGUCGAUUCAAGGUUAUGGUUGCCAAGAAGCAGAAGGCUGCCAUUAUCGCCAAGAAGAUGGCCGAGAUGGCAUAA
Molecule: messenger RNA, 498 nt
Organism: Seminavis robusta
Lineage: Eukaryota; Bacillariophyta; Bacillariophyceae; Naviculales; Naviculaceae
Source: the annotation of a GenBank genome assembly